Dichotomopilus funicola is the source of this 3279-nucleotide messenger RNA. RefSeq lists its product as uncharacterized. Lineage: Eukaryota; Fungi; Ascomycota; Sordariomycetes; Sordariales; Chaetomiaceae. The transcript has 4 exons. The record is from RefSeq and is a predicted model, not a curated record. The coding region runs from base 1 to 3279 and encodes 1092 amino acids. Gene Ontology annotation, cellular component: membrane. Gene Ontology annotation, molecular function: ABC-type transporter activity; ATP binding; ATP hydrolysis activity. Gene Ontology annotation, biological process: transmembrane transport.
AUGGCGCUCCGCCUGCGACGCGCAGUAGCCCUAGCCGCGCUGUCGUUGUCAUGUGUCGCCUCAACUUCCCAAGGCUCCCAUAGCUACACAUCCGCCGAGAUGAUGCAAGCACGGUUGGCCCUGAUGGAGGAAAGGCCACCAGACUGCCCGCCUUGCUUCGACUGCAACCUCCCCAUCAACUCUUGCGGCCAGUACGCACCGUGCAACAACUAUAGCGGGAAAUGUGACUGCCCAGAGGGCUUUGGCGGUGACAACUGUCUCGAACCUCAAUGCGGCUCCUUGCCCCGCGGCCGCAACCGCCCGACCAGGCAGGGCAAGUCUUGCGAGUGCGACGAAGGAUGGACGGGCAUCAACUGCAACAUGUGCACGAGCGACCGGGCAUGCGAUGCCAUGACGGAAACGGGCGAUGGUGGUGUCUGCUACACCGGUGGUGAAGUGGUGAAGCAGAACUACCAGAUGUGCGACGUCACGAACAAGGCGAUCCGCGAUCUCCUGGGAGCUCAGGUGCCUCAGGUCACCUUCACCUGCGACAGGAGCUCGGGAGAAUGCGACUUCCAGUUCUGGGUCGACGAACGCGAAUCCUUCAUGUGUCACCUCAACGAGUGCGAUUCGAGCGCCGACUUCAACGGUAAUGGGGGUAAGAAUGCGACCUCCUACAAAUGCGACAAGAUCCGCUGCGAGUGCAUCCCCGAUCGUAUGCUCUGCGGCGAGAACGGCUCGGUCGAUCUCGGCGAAUUCCUCGAAAAAGAAAUCCGCGGCCCCGCCAAGUUCGAAUGCACACAACUCCCGGGCGGGCCUAAGAAUUGCGCGUUUGAGGAGCCCCAGAUGAACGACCUGAUCAGCCAGGUGUUUGGCGACUCGAGCAUUCUCUUGACUUGCGGCGCGGGAGAGUGCCUGUACCACACCGAGGUGCCCGGGUUCGCUCCCCAGGUUCCCAAGAUUAACACCCCGCUCAUCGCUGGUGUCAUCGCCGGGUGCUCGCUCUUCUUGGUAGCAGUCAUUCUCGGCACGUGGUAUCUGUCCAGGAGGAAGUUCAAGUACAGCGUCAUCGCCAUGGACGACUCGGACGACGAAGCUGUCAAGCUCAUGACUGACCACAAACCCGCAUCGUUGUACUUUCAGAAUGUAUGCUACAACCUCAACGGCAAGACCAUCCUAAACGGGAUUCAGGGCAUUACUCACCCCGGUGAAAUCACCGCUAUUAUGGGCGCUUCCGGUGCGGGCAAAACCACGUUUUUGGAUAUCCUCGCCCGCAAAAACAAGCGCGGCCAGGUCUCGGGCGAGUUUUACGUCAACGGCGAGAAGGUUAGCGAUACGGACUACAAGAAUGCGACCGGCUUCGUCGACCAGGAAGAUACCAUGCUGCCCACCCUAACGGUCCACGAGACCAUUCUUACCAGCGCCCUUCUUCGUCUCCCUAGGGACAUGACCCGUCCGGCCAAGGAACAGAGAGUAUUUGAGGUCGAGAAACAGCUAGGCAUCUACCACAUUCGGGAUUCUCUGAUCGGGUCUGAAGAGGGCAAGGGGCGCGGGAUUUCGGGAGGCGAGAAACGCCGUGUCAGCAUCGCUUGCGAACUCGUCACCAGCCCGUCUAUCCUCUUCCUCGAUGAACCCACCAGCGGUCUCGACGCCUACAACGCCUACAACGUGGUCGAAUGUCUUGUCACACUGGCCAAGACGUACAAACGCACAGUCAUUUUCACGAUCCAUCAGCCCCGGUCCAACAUUGUCGCCCUCUUCGACCGCCUGAUCCUGCUGGCCCAAGGAAAGACAGUUUACUCCGGCCCGCUGCACCAGUGCCAGGAUUACUUUGACCAUAUCGGAUACAGCUGCCCUCCCGGUUUCAACAUUGCCGACUACCUUGUCGACCUGACCAUGCACGCCGGUUCCACGACCUCGUUUGAUGACGGCGAUUUCUCAGCUGAGGUGGCGAGUGUUGGUCCUUCAAGCACGAGGGCAGUCAAGUCGAUCGCGAGCAUCGCUGGGACAAGCAUCGGUGAGGAGAGCGCCGUUGAAGGAUCGUCGGUCCGUCCAAGGGGCAAGCGUCGGGAUUCUGUUCGUGUCCGGCAAGAGAGGGAGCUGUACACCCGCCGCAAACCCGUCGACACGGCCGCCUCCUCAGAUGCGGGUGACGAACUUGGAGCUUAUAAGCUGCAAAAGACGCCCCAUCGUGUGCCGGCACACGAGGCCCGUGAAGAUGGCGAUGAACAUGAUGAACACGAUGACUUGCUCCCCGCCGCGCCGACCGGUACCGACCUAGACAUUCUCGUGGAGUCCUACGCUCAGUCCGACAUUGCUGGGAACACCCACGAUGAAAUCCAGCAGUCCAUCGCCAGUGCCGCCAACAGCAACGGCCAAAACGCAGCGUCCAAUGGCUACACCCCAGAUGGCCCCAAUAUCCACAUCGCUAACGGAGGCGCGAUGGGCCGUGGCUAUACCCGUAUCGGUUACUUGCGCCAAUUCGCCCUUCUGUCCCAGCGCACCUGGCGUAAUUUGUACCGCAACCCGAUGCUGAUGCUCACGCACUACGCCAUCGCCAUUGUCCUGGCCGUCUUUGCCGGCUACCUCUUCUACGGCUUAUCCAUGGACAUCGCCGGCUUCCAAAACCGUCUUGGUCUUUUCUUUUUCGUUCUCGCGCUCUUCGGCUUCAGCACACUGACCACCCUGUCCGUCUUUUCGCAAGAGCGGCUACUCUUUGUCCGCGAGCGCGCCAAUGGCUACUACUCGCCCGUCACCUACUUUGCCGCAAAAGUGCUGUUCGACAUUGUCCCGCUGCGCAUCAUUCCUCCCAUUCUGUUGGGUGCCAUCGUUUACCCGAUGACGGGCCUGGUCGCCGAGACGGACAAAUUCUUCGUAUUCAUGCUGGUCUUGGUGUUGUUCAACCUCGCGGCAGCCGCCAUCUGUCUCUUCAUCGGCAUCGUCUGCAAGGAUGGCGGUGUCGCCAACUUGAUCGGCAGUCUGGUCAUGCUUUUCAGCUUGCUGUUUGCCGGUCUGUUGCUCAACCACAAUGCGAUCCCGCCCGCCGCACUGUGGCUGCAGUGGCUGUCCAUCUUCCACUAUGGGUUUGAGGCGUUGAUCGUCAAUGAGGUGACGCAUUUGACGCUGAUUGAUCACAAGAUCGGCCUUGAUAUCACGGUGCCAGGUGCCGCAAUUUUGAGCUCGUUUGGGUUUGAUAACCAGGCGAUGUGGCCCGAUAUCAUCAACCUCGGUAUCUUUGGUGCCAUCUUUAUUGUAUUGGCGUAUGUGGCGAUGCAUGUGUUAUUGGUAGAGAGGAGGUAA